UCCUUGCGAAGAGCGACAUCGAGUCGUCUCAGAUCACGCGGGAAGAGUAUUUCCUGUGGAUAUUCCCUGCCAAAGCAGCAACGAGGACGCAACGACGGACGAUCGGACAACGCCAAGGAAAGAAUCGGGGAUGUGGAUACGAGGAGCGGGAAGAAACCCUCCGAGGUGGCUCUCCACCGGAGAGAGUGAGCGGACGCGCCUCGGAGGAGAGUGUCCCUCCUUGGAUGCUGCGGCCCUCUCUCCGUUUCCCAUCAGUAGUCGACUGCUUCUCGCGGGGUCCGUUCCUCGGGCUCGUCCGUCUCCUCGCGACCGUCUCCGCAGAUCCGAGCACGGGUACCCUUGGACAAUGGGCACGCGCCACGAGGGACUCGGAAAUAUCGAGUAAGGAUCAAACGGGAGAGAAUUGCGCCUUGUCGGUCGAGGCGACGAAAGGAACUUGACCGCAGGCCUCGACCUUGAUCGCGAUCGAAGACGGACGUCUGCUCGACGGGCGCGGGGGAAGGACGGAGUCACGGUUCGGAGGAUUCGGAGGAUUCGGGGGAUCCGGAGGAUCCGGAGAUCCCACGGGCCGCGAAAACGACUCGGGGCUUGGUACUCAAAAGCGGAGAGUCAUCGGGACUUUCACUAAUAAACAAAAAGUGCAUGGCCUGGUUUCCUGUCCUACUUUUAACCGUGGUUCUACCGAAGAUGUGCGCCACGGUUCGCGAACCGCGGGCUGCUUGGAGUCCUGAAUAAAGUCGUGAGAUUCCUGUCGGUCGGCGCGAUCGGUCGGUGGGACCGGUCGGCGCGACCGCUCGUCCUCGCGAGGAUGGACCGGAGCCCUUGCUGAGCCGACGUGCCCGAGGAUUCGGGACGAGUCUCGACGAGCGCCUCUCGAGAUGACGAUACCUCGAACGACGCUGUUCUGCCUUCUGCUGUUCCUAGUGCGAGCCGACCACGAGAGACUAAACGAUCGUUAUCUCGGCGGACCCGAGAAAUUCGAGGAAGGAAACUCCUUACGGAACGUAAUAGACUCCCCGGGCCAACUGAGAUUCUUCGAUGAGCUUGGCCUGAUUCCGCAGACCUGCAAGUACAGAGGAACCAAGUUCGAGUGCGGUCUCAGCAUCAGCUGCGUCCUCGGCGGUGGUCGGCCCGUCGACCUGUGCUCCGGGGGACUCAUCUGGAGCUGCUGCGUCGACGACGACGACCUACCCGACAAAGUUCCUCGGCCGAGUGUGGGCCUCCUUCAGAACGCCACCUUCGCGUUAAACUUGGCGAAUCAACGUCCGUACGUGGACGAGGAUGUGCCGAUUUACACGAGUUUGUCUCGGCCAAAGCCGACAUACGGCCAGAACGGCCAUCGGCCCUCCUACACCUACCCGGGCGAUUCCAGCAAACCUCUAGGAGGACACGAGCCGACGUAUUCCGCGUGGAAUCAGGAUCAUCCGACCGAUUCCUCCCACGACCGGCCCUUUACGAGCAGGCCGGAAGUGCCCUAUAUUCCCGGCGGCUAUCCGCAGGAAGGCUUCGACGACGGUUACCAACUAAAUGCCGGGACCCACGGUCCGCCCGACGACUACUCGAACUCGGUGGAUCCCUCGAAAUAUCGCGGCUGCGGGGAGUUGUACACGAGGAGCAACAGAAUCGUGGGAGGACACAGUUCCAGUUUCGGCAGCCACCCAUGGCAGGCCGCUAUCAUCAAGUCGGGCUUUCUGGCAAAGAAGCUUUCUUGCGGAGGUGCCUUGCUCAACAAUCGCUGGGUCGUAACGGCGGCGCACUGCGUGGCCACAACCCCCAACAGCAACCUGAAGGUCAGGUUAGGCGAGUGGGAUGUAAGAGAUGCCUCCGAGCGGCUACUGCACGAGGAGUACAACAUAGAGCGCAAGGAGGUACAUCCGCAAUAUUCCCCGACGGAUUUCCGAAAUGACGUGGCUUUGAUAAAGCUCUCGAGGUCGGUGUCUUUUAAGCAGCACAUCGUUCCAGUUUGCUUGCCCGCCAGGAACCUCAAGCUUUCCGGGAGAACGGCUACCGUUGCCGGUUGGGGAAGAACCCGUCAUGGUCAGAGCUCUGCGCCUUCCGUUCUUCAGGAAGUCGACGUCGAGGUCAUUCCUAAUGAGAGGUGCCAAAGGUGGUUCAGAGCAGCAGGACGAAGAGAAACCAUUCACGACGUAUUUCUUUGUGCCGGUUAUAAAGAAGGAGGACGCGAUUCCUGUCAGGGUGACUCCGGAGGCCCUUUGACGAUGUCGGUGGAAGGAAGACACGUAUUGAUUGGUCUGGUCUCUUGGGGUAUUGGCUGUGGCAGAGAACAUUUGCCAGGAGUCUAUACAAACAUUCAGAAAUUUGUGCCUUGGAUCGACAAGGUCAUGAGUUGAGUGACAAUUAGCAGCAACCUCCUUUUCACGUACGGUGAACCGACAGAACCGAUUGUUGACUGACACGAUGUACGCUUAGUAGUUUUCUGUCCAAACCCGUAGCGCAGAUUAAUCUCAGGUCCGGAGUUGACGAGAAAUUGAGCAGAACUCUUCAUACGAAAUAUGACAGACGUAUUGGUGAGAAUUUAAUUAUCAAUUGCCUCCCUAAGGCAAUCCCUUUGGCAUCCCCAAAGUAUCGAGUCUACUCCAGACAAUUGAUAAAAUGAGGAUUCACUUUCAACUAGCGAACAUUUUUUUUUAAUACUUUUAGGGUCGUACUGUUAGGUCAAUGAAAAAAAGAACGGGUACAAUUUUCAAGAAGGUUCCUGUACCAUUUGAAAUGAAAUGAUUGCACUUUUCUAUGUUAGAGUAAAUAAGAAUGAAAAAUGAUGUUAAUGUACGGAUAUUGUCUGCAUGAAGAUUUCUAUUAUUGCGGCAGCACCCUUUGCAGAAUGCCUCGAUUUAUCUUCAGUUGUACAUAUGCAUUACGAAUCAAUUACGGCAUUUUAUUCUUGAGGCAUAUCUUUACUCAAGGAUAGUAAUCUUUUUCCGAUAUGUUAUGACACUGUCAGUACAUUCAUAUCCAGUAAAUAUUGGAAAAAAAAAUUGUGUAAUGCACCGCUGUACAUAAAAAAUACUCUACCGGUGAUUAUUUUUAGUAGCGGGAAAUCGUAAUAUUAAUUAUAAUAUAUUAAUGUUGCACUGUCAGUCUCUCGUAUGAAUGUAUUAAUUAAUAACGAUUUUAGACAGUUCGAAGUAACCUACGUGUUCUGUUUAAGUAAAUAUGCGAGAUUUCAUUUCCUCCGUUUAAAUGAUGACGUAUCGGUUUUACUAAAGUAUUGUAUAAUGUAUAGUAGUUAUAAAGAGCUAGUAGAUACGUUUACGUUUCCGAUAUGUGAGGAAAGAAGAAGAAUAGCAACCUCUUACAUCACAAGAGUAGAGGUUUCCUUGAGAGAGGGAUUAUUUGUGAUGGUUUAAGGGCUUUUCGACGCUAUGUUUCGACCGUUUAUCGUUUGGACUCGAUGUAUAUUCUUAAUGACAAUUAUCUAAGCAUCCAAUGGGUGUUACCGAUCGAGGCACUAUCUAGGACUUUCUAAAAAGAAAUAUGCCAAUACUUGAAAA
Orussus abietinus is the source of this 3512-nucleotide messenger RNA. RefSeq names its product serine proteinase stubble. The record is from RefSeq and is a predicted model, not a curated record. Gene Ontology annotation, biological process: proteolysis. Lineage: Eukaryota; Metazoa; Arthropoda; Insecta; Hymenoptera; Orussidae. The transcript is spliced from 12 exons. Gene Ontology annotation, molecular function: serine-type endopeptidase activity. The coding region runs from base 879 to 2351 and encodes 490 amino acids.